Pneumocystis jirovecii RU7 is the source of this 2451-nucleotide messenger RNA. RefSeq lists its product as uncharacterized. The record is from RefSeq and is a predicted model, not a curated record. The transcript has 9 exons. The coding region runs from base 1 to 2451 and encodes 816 amino acids. Gene Ontology annotation, cellular component: nucleolus; small-subunit processome. NCBI's taxonomy places the organism in Eukaryota, Fungi, Ascomycota, Pneumocystomycetes, Pneumocystales, Pneumocystaceae. Gene Ontology annotation, biological process: rRNA processing.
AUGUCUGAUUUUAGUGAAAAUUAUAGUAGUAAAUUAUCUACAAAUGCUAUUGAUUUUGAAGCUAAAGAAAAAUAUCAAAGUAUUAAAAAUAAGGCAUCUGGUUUAAAAAAUGAUAUGUCUUUUGAGUUUGACAUUAAUGGAUGUUUUAAUAAGAUAAAAGAUAUAAAAAAUAUUAGAUUAAAAAAAAAAAAGACUAUAAAUUUAUGUUCAGAGAGUGGAUAUUAUACAUUGUCUUCUAUGCAUCAAACCUCAAAAAUAUGUUCAUCAGAUAUUGAAACAGGAAUUAUAAAAGAUGAAAAUAUAAGUGAUAGUUCUGAGAUAUUCAAUGAUAGUGAAAUGUUAUUGAGUGAUAGCGACUUUUAUGAUAACAAUAUUUCUUGUAAAAACAUUCAAUCUAAUGGUCUUAAUGAGUUUGUUGAAAUAUUGGAGAAAAAAAAACAUGAUUCUUUAAAGAUUAAAACUUCAAAAAAAAUGUUAUCUGAUGUUUCUAAUAAUCAAAUUUCUAACUUCAAGAUGAAAUCUAUUGAAGAUGAUUAUACAAAUGAUCAAGCUUCUAAAAAGCUGAGUAUAUUAGAAAUGAUUGCACCUUUAAGAACGAAUAUUGUAACAAAUUCUUAUUUAAACUCUCUUCAUGGGGAAAAUAUUUUUAAUUCUUCAAACAAUACUUUAAAUGUCCCUUUAGUUAAAACAAUUCAGGAUCGUUUUGAUAGAGAAGCUGCAUAUGAUAUUGUUAAGAAAGAGUUAGAAAAGUGGAAAGAUAUUGUGAAGAUUAACAGGGAAUCUGAGAUGUUAAAAUUUCCUGUAGAUUUUUUUGAAAAAGAAAAAUUAACAAAUAGUUCAUUAUCUGCAAAAUUUAAAGCAUCUACGCUUUUUGAAGAAAGCAUUGAUAAAGCUCUUCAAUCUUCAGGUUUAAAGGAUGAAAAGUCCAUUUCUGAAUUUGAAAAAUUGCAUACUGAUAAAUGUUUUGUAAAAGAUGCUGGAAUACAUCAUGCUGAAUUUAGAUUGAUGCGUGAUUUAAUGUUUAGACAAGAGUGUAAAGCAAAACGGAUCUCAAAAAUUAAGAGUAAAUCAUAUAGAAAAAUACGUAGACAUGAAAAAAAGAAAAUAAAGUCUUUAGUUUCAGAUAAGACAGAUUGUGAAGAGUUAUGUUUGCAGAAAGAAAUAAAUAGAGUUAAAGAAAGAAUGGGCUUUCAUUGUUCUAGUGCAAAUAAAUGGGCUAAAAAAUGUUUAAUUGAUACUUAUUCUAAUGCAGAUAGUUUUCAAUUUAUGUCUAAACAAUUGCAGUGUAAUCAACAUUUUAAAAGGAAAAUUCAAGGCACAUAUUCUUCGGAUUCUCAAGAUGAUUUAGAUAAUAUAAAUGAAGAUAAUUUAAGUUAUAAGAAAGGUUUGUUGAUGGAUUUAAAAAAAAUUAAUCAAAAUGAAAAUAUUAAGUCAUUGAAAGAUUUAAUGGAUAUGCAGUUUAUGGGAAGUUCUAAAAAAAAUAGAAAUGCAAAAAAUAAGGAAAUUCUAGAUGAUAUAUUAAGAGUUGAAAAGAAUAGCGAAAUAUUGUGUAAGGAAUAUAGUGAUGAUAAAAAUUUUGAAUGUUUUUCGCAUUUUGCUGGAAGAAGAAUAUUUAAUCCAUUAUUGAAUAAAUUACAUGUUUCUUGUAUUAAUAAUCAGGAAUUUAUUGAGAUUUCUGAAAUUGAGCAGUCUUCGGACUUGACAGAUAAAAAAUUAUCUUGUUCUCAAAGUUUAAAUGAUUCUAAUGCAUGUUCUAAAAAUCAUAAUCCAUGGUUGUUUAUAUCAUAUAAAUCUUCAUUAGGAUUAUGUGGACCAGAAUUAGAUCAUAAUAUAGAGAACUCUAUAUUGCAUAAAAACACUAAAGAAUAUAAAACUAACGAGUCUGGACUGUAUAUUGAUCUUUCUGAUGAAUUAUUGUUUUCAAUUAGUACAAUAGAACAAGAUAAAUAUAGUGAUAAUAUUGAGGAAGGAAAUACAAAUAUGUUAUAUAGUUCCUCAAGUUUUGCUUUGAAGCAUAGGGAUAUAGUUGCUCGUGCUUUUUCAGGAGAUAAUGUUUUGGAGAAAUUUGAAAAAGAAAAAUUCAAAGAUAUUAAAGAAUAUGAAUCCUAUGAGAAUAAUGAUUCAAUGCCUGGCUGGGGGAAUUGGUGUGGCAUUGGAACAAAAUAUAUUUCAAAAAAGCUUAUUAAAAAGGUUGCCGGUGUUUCGGAAAAGGGCAAGAAGAAUAUAAAAUUAAGAAAUGUAAUUGUGUCUGAAAAAAGAAUUAAAAAGAAUGCAAAACUAUUAGUUUCUUCAGUUCCAUAUCCAUAUCAGACUAAAGAACAGUAUGAAAGAUCUUUGAUGUUACCUUUUGGCCCAGAAUGGACAACAAGAGAACAGCAUCAGAAAUUUAUUCUUCCGCGUAUUGUAAUAAAGCAAGGUUCAGUUAUAGAACCAUUAAGAAUACCGUCUUAG